Molecule: messenger RNA, 2092 nt
Organism: Syngnathoides biaculeatus (alligator pipefish)
Lineage: Eukaryota; Metazoa; Chordata; Actinopteri; Syngnathiformes; Syngnathidae
Gene: rnf170
Product: ring finger protein 170
Exons: 7
Coding region: 479-1288 (269 amino acids)
Molecular function (GO): ubiquitin protein ligase activity
Source: RefSeq, a predicted model, not a curated record
CAGACCUCAAAAGGAAAAUUGCCAUAGAAGACGUACAAAUGGUGUUACACUUUGUCAAAAACACAGAGAAAUCACCUUUAAAAAUGUAAAAAAAUACAUUUAUAUCAACUAACUUUAAAACGUCGCAAUGGGAUUAACACAUAUACUUUCCGUUCAGGUAUGUCCGUGGAAAUCUUUUCUCAGAACAUCUCCGGCAAGACUCGUCAAAACGGUAGUAGCCAGUAGAAGCUAGCAAGUCGCAGCUUCUUUGAGCUAACACAACACCGAUUUGAGGAAAUGUAAACAAUUUUGUCUCAUAAGACUUAUGAUAAGGUUAACCACGGUAGCAGAAACGCUAAAGACAUGGCAGACCGCAUUUACUGUUGGCCAUUGUUUGACGAGCUCACAAAGUAACAUAUUUAAAGAGAGACUGCUGAUAUAGUUUGUAGCAGUGAAACUAAAAGUAAUGGAGGUAAUUACUGGAUUAUGAGUGUGGGUGAUGGAGGACAACCAAUGUGGGGACGUGAACUAUCUCAUCCAAGAUGAAGACACGUUUAUAGAAGGUGUUAGCAACCAGGUUCUGUUUGUUGUGGUGCUCACCAUCACAUUCCUUGCAGGCAUCCUCACUUUACUCUGUAGAGAGGAGCAGCAGCAGAAUAUUCAUCCUGAGAAUCAAGAGCAUGUUCGAGCUAUCCGACAGCAGCUACAAACAGAGCAGGAGGAAAAUCCCCAGCCAGAACCCAGGCCGCAGUAUUACAGAGACAUGUCUUGCCCUGUGUGUUUACAACAAGCUGUUCUACCUGUUGAGACCAACUGUGGUCAUCUUUUCUGUGGUUCCUGUAUUAUAGCCUACUGGAGGUACGGCAGCUGGUUGGGUGCCAUUAACUGUCCCAUAUGUAGACAAAUGGUGACGUUGCUGUUCCCGCUGUUCAGUGAGCAGGCUGCUCCUCAGAGGGUCCUGGACGGCGAGGCGGAACCUCUGCUCAUCUUAAGAGACAUCAACGAUUACAACCGUCGCUUUUCAGGCCAGCCGAGAUCUCUAAUGGACAGGCUACGUGAUGUACCCACACUCCUUCGCCACGCUUUCAGGGAGAUGUUCUCCAUGGGGGGGCUCUUCUGGAUGUUCCGGAUCCGAAUCCUUCUAUGCCUCGUCGGAGCCCUCACCUACCUGGCCUCGCCGCUGGACAUCCUCCCCGAGGCGCUUUUCGGCCUGCUGGGUUUCAUGGACGACUUCUUUGUCAUCCUCCUCCUCUUUGUCUAUAUCUCGAUCAUGUACAGGGAGGUGGUCACGCAGAGACUGAACGGCUAGGGCGCAGCUCGCCAGUAAAAGACGCUCCGGGAGGGAGUAAAUGAUCCAAGGAAAGAUGAUCAACAGUGCUUGUUUGGUAACUGGUGCGGUCAAAUCUUCAGUGACGGGGGAUUAGUAAAGGUUGACUGUAUAGAACGCAGAACAUUUACGGUAUUUCGUCAAAUAGUAGCAUGGGGUGUCUUGUGAUUUUUAACCUCAGUACGAGGCACAACUGAAUUACACUGAAUUCAGUUUUGUGGUCAUUAUGGCUGCUCAUUAACUUGCAUGGGUUUUCUUUGGCUUCUAUCAAAAAUGUGCAUUGCAGGUUCAUUGAAAACUCUGAAUUGUCAAUUGAUGUAAACAGUUGUCCGUUUCUGCAUACUCUGAUUUGGUGACGGUAUAGAGAACGGGUGCCUAGUUUUUUUUUUUGGGGGGGGGGGAUGCAUUUGCCCAGAGGGGACAAAAGAAGGUGUUUUUAUGACAUUUGAGGUCAUUUGUUGUAAUGGGCCGAUGCACCAAGCGAUUUAUUGAAAGACGGUGUCUCAGCUGUUUAUCGAAUCACAAUGUUAAGUAGAGGGGAGACCACAAUUUGAGGAAAUGAGGUAUGAGCUUAUUGUUUUGGACAUUUAUGUUGUGUGAUGGGACCUUGUUUACAUUGGAUUCAAUGCCAACAAAAAUGGAUCGAACUGGAGUUGUAAGUUGAUUUAAUUUGUCCAAUUUAAACGCACGAGGUAUCAUUGUGCGACUCUUAAAAUCUGUUCAGCAAGCUACAUUUGUUGAUUAUGUUGAAUAUUCAUUGGUAAAAUAAAUUAUUAUUUUCAGUCA